GGAAGUCUCAAGGGCUUAAAUCUAUGUGCUCAAUUGAAGAUUCUGAAAAUGAGGAGCGAUCUUUCAAUCAAAAUGCUCAUUAUGUUAGUCAAAGUAUGUCAAGACCUUCUGCUUCUCAAGGAUGACGAACAAUGAAUAAAAAGUUUUUGGCUUCUGAGAAAGAGCAUAAGCAAGCUAAUGUUCCAAUUUCUCUUUCUACUAAUGAUGUUCUGGAGUCCACCCCAACAUUUGAAACAAGUUUCUCUCAAGGAUGGAGAACAACAGAUAAAACUGCUUUGGCUCAUGAGAAAGAGAGUUUGCAUUCUGAUAUUCCAAUUUCUCCUAUUGAUCAAGUUAAACAGUCUGCCCAAAUAGCUGAAACAAGUUCAUGUGCUACUGGAAUGGAUAAAAAGGUUCGAGGAAGUAACAAGUGCAAAGAAGUUGCAUCGCUUGAUAUUGGACAAAAGCUAAAAGUGACAUUUUACAAUAAUCGAACAAUUGGGAAGAAUAGUAAUCUAUUUUCGAGGCACUUGGGAAAAAUAGUUCAUGAUCGUAAUAUAUGUCCGUCGGGAGUAUCAUCAUGGAAACACAUUAAGGAGGAAAAGCUAAAUCACAUGUGGGCUGUUGUUAAGGAUAAAUUUGAUAGUGAUGACAUGAAUAGUCAUCGAGAUCAUGUUUUGGGAUGGAUGAAAGAGUUAUGGAAUAAAUGGAGAGGUCAAUUGCAUGAAAAGUAUGUGAAGGGUAAGCCUAUCCAAGAGGCUCUUACGAAUAUGCCUAAGGGGGUAGAAAAGAAGCAAUGGGAGUGGUUGGUAAAAGAACAUUUUACUUCAAAAGAUUUUCAGGCGAGAAGUAAUAGAAACGCAAUAAAUAGAGCUAAGCUGAAGAUGCUUCAUCAUAUUGGUAGCAAGCCAAUUAGAGAGAUUAUUUAUCAAAAGGGCGGAAAAGAUGGCAAUCCACCAGAUUUGGCAACUAUCUUUUACGAGACUCGCAAGAAGAAUAACACACUUGUUGAUUCUGAAACAAUCAAGAAGCAUGCUCAAAUUCAAGAAUUGGUGGAGUCUGAACCAUCACUUUCUAGCAUAGAAAUUGUUGAGAAAUGCUUUGGACCUCAAAGUCGUAGUCAUGUAUUUGGCUUUGGAGGUGGAGUAAAAGCAAGAGAUUUGAAAGGUGAGACUUCCUCAAAAGCUGAAUUGUUGGCUGAGCUACGUUCAACUCAAAAGGAAAAUCAGUCUUUGAAGGAUUGCAUGUCUAACUUUCAAAAUGAGAUGAAAGAACUGAAGGAAUUGAAAGAAUUUUUUUUAGCGCAACACCCUAAUUAUCAGCCUCCAAUUCAAGAGAAUGACUAUUCAGAUCCUUGAUUAUACCAUGUGAGUAAAACCUUACCUGAAACAUCAAUUUAUUGUUCUGGUUCUGCGUAGCAAAGCUAUUAAUUGCUGGUUGUUUUAUCUUAAAAUAUAUUUGCACGUUUGAUAAAUUUUAGAAUGAUAAAUAGUCUAUAAAUUUGGAUCACUAUUGAAUAGUCCUAACCUCAUUCUAAUGGAGAAAAUAUUGCGAAGAGCUCUGUCAAUAU
Solanum tuberosum (potato) is the source of this 1549-nucleotide messenger RNA. RefSeq lists its product as uncharacterized. The record is from RefSeq and is a predicted model, not a curated record. NCBI's taxonomy places the organism in Eukaryota, Viridiplantae, Streptophyta, Magnoliopsida, Solanales, Solanaceae. The transcript is spliced from 7 exons. Bases 132 to 1337 code for a protein of 401 amino acids.